Molecule: messenger RNA, 3521 nt
Organism: Daucus carota subsp. sativus
Lineage: Eukaryota; Viridiplantae; Streptophyta; Magnoliopsida; Apiales; Apiaceae
Product: probable LRR receptor-like serine/threonine-protein kinase At3g47570
Exons: 2
Coding region: 167-3211 (1014 amino acids)
Biological process (GO): protein phosphorylation
Molecular function (GO): protein binding; protein kinase activity; ATP binding
Source: RefSeq, a predicted model, not a curated record
UAUAUUUAGUCUUCUUUGGCAGAUCAUAAUCGCCAUUUAAUAUGUGCUGAUGAUCUUUGAACACGACUUGGCCUACAAAGUCGUUGGAAAGACAUCAUGAAUGUUGUAUUUAUGUCCAUAGUACUUUCAGUAGCAAUACUUCAUUGCUCUGUUUUAUUCUACAACCAUGAUCUUCCCGUUUAUCAUUUCCUGUUUACUAGUAUCAGCAACACCGAAAAUAUUUGUAUUUGCUUUUCGAAGCAACGACACUGAUCAGCAGGCCUUGCUUUCUUUUAAGGCUUCUGUAGAUGAUCCGUCGGGUGCCCUGGACUCAUGGAACACUUCGAUGCACUUCUGUCAGUGGAGGGGCGUUACGUGCAGCAGCAGACGGGAGAGAGUAAUAAAACUAAAUAUCUCCGACCAACAAUUGGGGGGCAGAUUGUCUCCACAUAUUGGUAAUCUUUCGUUUCUCAGAGGACUUUACGUCUACCAGAACAACUUUCAUGGCUCGAUUCCAAAUGAAAUUGGCCUAUUGUUUCGCCUCCAGUAUCUUAAUUUGAGACAGAAUUAUUUCACAGGUGGAUUCCCAGCCAAUUUGAGUCAUUGUACAGAUAUUAGAAAACUUAGUAUGAGUAACAAUGAACUUGAAGGAAAACUACCCACCGAGUUUUCCUCUUGGUCUAAGCUUGACCGGUUUGAUGCUCGAGUCAAUCAUUUCACAGGCUCAAUUCCACCUUCGAUAGGUAAUGUAUCAUCCCUUCUUUUUCUUGAUCUAGCCUAUAACAAUUUAGUUGGGGGCAUACCUUUGGAACUUGCACAUCACACAAGUUUACAGUUUCUUAAUUUAGGAGUAAACGGUUUGGGAGGUCUGGUUCCGCCUUCACUUUACAACAGUUCGUCGCUCUAUGUUGUUGGUCUAAACCAGAAUGUAUUAGAAGGGACACUUCCAUCAGAUUUAGGCUUCACCCUUCCGAAGUUGCAAGGCUUUUAUGGCGAAGGUAACCUGUUCUCAGGGCCACUUCCACCGUCAAUAGUUAAUGCGUCCAAUCUUGUUAACCUUGACAUCUCGGCAAACAGUAUUACUGGACCUAUACCAAUCAACUGGGAUAGCCUUCCUAAUCUUGAAGUGCUAGGUCUGGGUCAGAAUCCACUGGCAGACUAUUCGCAGCUCCAAGACUGGAUCUUUUUCAAUUCUCUGGUAAAUUGUACCCUUCUAACUUACUUGGACUUCAGUCAGAAUGGUUUAAGAGGGAAGCUCCCCAGCUCAAUUGUAAAUCUCUCCACCACCAUAGAGACACUCUAUUUGUUUGGAAACCAAAUAUACGGAACCAUACCCCGUGAAAUUGGAAAACUUGUCAACAUGAAAGACCUUGGGAUUGCACGAAACUUUUUGACAGGGACCAUUCCAGAUUCAAUUGGAGAGCUAUCACAGUUGGGUGAACUAGAUUUCGGUGCCAACAACAUAUCUGGAGUAAUUCCCACUUCUAUUGGCAACAUGACUCAGCUAGGAGUACUCAGUUUAGAGUAUAAUAUGCUCCGAGGAAGCUUACCUCCUCAAUUAUUUAACAUCUCAACUAUACAGGAAGUGUACCUUUCUAACAAUAGUCUUGGAGGAAUAAUACCUGCGGAAAUUGGGUUUUCUUCCCAAUGUUUAAUUCUUUAUUUGGACCAAAAUCUAUUCACAGGACCCUUAACAUUCAGCAUCGGAAACUUGAAACAAUUGGUUACACUAGAUGUUUCGAAUAACAGGCUGACAGGAGAAAUACCCACAACUCUGGGUGAUUGUGUGAUGUUGGAGGGGCUGUACAUGGAAGGAAAUCUUUUUCAAGGUAGAAUUCCAUCUUCUUUCCAAGCUUUGAAAAGUCUUCAUUUUUUAGACCUCUCGAAUAAUAAUAUAUCUGAGGAUAUUCCAAAUAUUUUUGAUGGGUUUCAUCUGAUCGAAUUCCUCAAUCUUUCCCACAACAAACUUGGAGGUGAAGUGCCAAGACAAGGUUUGUUUUCGAACAUCAGUGCUUUUUCAGUUGAUGGAAAUUUACGGCUUUGUGGAGGUAUUCAAGCUCUGCAAUUGCCUUCUUGUCCCGUAGAGGUCUCAAAGAACAAGAAAAAAACAUUUUCGCUGAAAAUCAUACUCCCCCUUGUUCUUCUACCCCUUGGUAUCUUAGCAUGUCUGGCCUUAAUCUGUUAUCGACGUCAAAAUUCAAAGCAGCUUCAGAAUCAUGUUCUGGAAUUGCAAGAAAACCAGUACCUCAAGGUUUCAUACCAAGAUCUUAUGUUGGCUACAAAUGAGUUUUCCACAAACAAUAUACUUGGUGAAGGAAGAUAUGGUUCAGUUUACAAAGGAGUUCUCAAGUCAGUGGAACACAUAGUUGCUGUGAAGGUUCUGAAUAAUGAAGUACAUGGAGCCAACAAGAGUUUUAUCGCAGAGUGUGAAGCGUUGAGUAAUAUUCGCCAUAGGAAUCUUGUCAAGAUCAUCACGAUAUGCUCUAGUACUGAUUUUAAAGGGAAUGACUUCAAGGCAUUGGUUUUUGAGUUCAUGACUAAUGGGAGUGUGGACAAUUGGUUGCAUCCAGGCCCUAACUAUCAAGGUAAUAAAAGAAACUUGACAUUACUCCAGCGAAUAAAUAUUUCAAUUGAUGUUGCACUUGGACUGGAUUACCUACAUCAUCACGGUCAUGAAAAAAUCAUUCAUUGUGACAUAAAGCCAAGUAAUAUUCUUCUUGACGAGGAUUUUGUUGCUCAUAUCGGUGAUUUUGGUUUGGCAAGGUUUUCUUAUGCUACUAGAAAUGACAUCAGUCAAGCACAGAUGACUUCAACUGGUGUAGGUGGAACAAUUGGAUAUGUACCUCCAGAAUAUGGAAUGGGUGGGGAGACGUCUAUAGAGGGAGAUGUGUAUAGCUAUGGAAUUCUUCUGCUGGAAAUUUUCUCUGGGAAAAGGCCUACAGAAAGCAGCAUUGUAAAAUUCGAUGGUGGUAAUCUUCAUGAAUAUAUCAGGAAUGCACUCCCGUACAAAGUGAUGGACAUUGCUGACCCGCGGAUUUUACUAGAUCAAGAUGAACAUGAAUUGAAUGUAAAUCAAUCAUACAGCAGGCCUACCUUAGAGGUAUGCCUGGCAUCAGUAUUUGAAGUGGGCAUACUGUGUUCACAAGAGAUGCCACAAAGACGCAUGGACAUUAGUAUUGCUAUUAAGCAGUUACAUGCGGCAAGAGACAAGCUUCUGCAAGCAGUACCCUAGAUGAGAGUGGCAUCAGUACUUGAAAUGGGCAUAUUGUGUUCAGAUUGUUGCAUGCUCUGCAGUAUGGACCUUCCCUGUUUUCUACAAGAGUGGAGUGAGUUCCUUUGCUCUAGCAUCUCCCCAGCCGGUGAAACUGAUAUUAAUUUGGUCUGCAAUUUAUAGUGGAUAGUCGCUGCACCACCGCAGUUUUUGUCCCGUUUUGCUUCAGCUAAUCUGAGGCAGAUUGUACCAUAUACCCAGACUCCACAGUAAAAGCAUUUUUGGGUGAAAAUUGACUUAAUUGCAGCUUUUUUCUUCUUUUUUUCCUUAA